Kalmanozyma brasiliensis GHG001 is the source of this 1110-nucleotide messenger RNA. RefSeq lists its product as uncharacterized. NCBI's taxonomy places the organism in Eukaryota, Fungi, Basidiomycota, Ustilaginomycetes, Ustilaginales. The record is from RefSeq and is a predicted model, not a curated record. Bases 1 to 1110 code for a protein of 369 amino acids. The transcript has a single exon.
AUGACUGACAAAGCCAUCGCGCUUGGGCUGUUCAUCGACACGAGUCGUCAGAGGACACGUCGUCUUCAGAAUGUCGCCAUUCCAAGCGCCUCAACGAGCGUUCAGAGGACACCUGGGACUUCUGAGUCCUAUCUCGAUCUGACGUACACACCUUCGACCGCGUGCACGAACCUUUCUGUCGCUCCAAGCUCCGAAGCCAAGGUCGAUCCGCAAUGGAUCAUUUCGCAGAUUGACGAGUACCUUGCGCAUCUCGACGUGCCAACUUUCAAGACGACCAAGCCGGCGCGUCGAUCGGCGCGAUUGUGGAUCGAGACGGAUCCCGCGCGGCUGUCGGUGGUGGAGCGAGCUCUGGCUUCAUCCCCGGAUGCGUUGGACUCGGGUUCCUUUUUGACUGUGCCAAGUUGCUCGCCCGGCUUCCUCUCUCCGUUCUUCCGCGGCUUCACGUUGGCAACAGAUGGAGUGCAGGACGCGGCGCCGUUUCCGUACAGCCCAGGCAGCGCGCUCGAUGCGAGCUGGAACGGCAAAUUCUUCGAUCGACCCAGCAUCCUGCUUGAAUCAGCGAUCGACUCGGACUCUGACAGCGGUGAGAGCUACCGCACCACUCCGCAGAGCUCGCCUCCCAGCAAGGCGACGUCCCUAUGCGUAAAAGGGAGUGAGAGUCGGGAAGCCCAUUGGACGAUGUGCGGUGGGCCCACUUCUCCAACUUCACAAGCGGAACCUGUGGCAUCGCUUCACGUAUCGGCGCUGCAGCGUUCGCAGGUGAGCCCACUUGGACAACCUGCGGGGCCACUUCAGCUUGGCUUGGCGAGAUCUGCCUCGACGGGCAACGUUGGUCAGAUCCCAACAGGGAAUCACACGGACGCACUGGACUUCCGCCCACCAAACCGACCGGAAGCUCUCUCGCCCAUCCCAGCGUGCUCAGCUAGCAAAACGUCGCAUCGACCUGCAUCCCCGCUCGUCGUGCGCCACGCCGAGACACCGCCUCCCGCUCGACCGACCGCGCUCCAACGCAGCAACACUUCGAUGGAGAUCCGCCCGGGGAACCGCGCGAUGCUCGGUUCGCACAAGCCACGUGGGAGGAAGUCGUCGCGUUGGCUCGAGGGGUGUUAG